Molecule: messenger RNA, 876 nt
Organism: Colletotrichum costaricense
Lineage: Eukaryota; Fungi; Ascomycota; Sordariomycetes; Glomerellales; Glomerellaceae
Exons: 1
Coding region: 1-876 (291 amino acids)
Source: RefSeq, a predicted model, not a curated record
AUGGCGAACCGAUCAACCAGCGAUGGAAAGGAGGGAUCAGUGGUGCUGUCUAUGGACAUCAUAUUGCUCAUCGUCGACCACCUAAUCGCCGACGCCAAAGAAGCCGACAAAGGCAUCGUCUGGUGGCUCGCCUACGUUCACGAAACACCUUCAAAAGUCGUCUUCCUUGAGGAUUUCGUCGAGAACGGACGCGAGAAGGUCAACCUCAGAGGCCGCUUUCGCAGACUUCAGCUUCCCUCACAAAUCAAUCGCAUGAGUCGGUCGCUGGUCCAUCGAGAAUUCCUUCGUCAUCCGAUGGGCAAGAUCUACCGUACUUACGUUUCUGAACGACUUCCAAUUGACGCUUGGGUUCUCCCUGAUAUCGAUCGCUUCAUUCCGCUUGUGGCAGACAAGGACGAGGCAAACAUGCAACUGGCUGCACUCUCGCUUCGACAGUCUCUUCAUCUACCUACGCCCCAGGCACCACCGCUUAUUGACUGCAUCCGUCGGAUACAUCUUCCCCUUCGCCACGAAUUCGGUGCGGCCCUUACUGUCCUCGCAGCACUUCCGAGUCUCACUGAACUUGCCAUUGUGGUUGGCCAGUGGCAUGACAUUCAUACGAAGACCACCCCUGACCCAAGUCACAAGAAAGCCCUCAGACGCAUCAAUCAUGCCGCUUUUCCUGAACUAGCUGAGUGGGAGGAGGAACACGCCGACGAUCUUCAGACCUUGUGGUUGCCUUUUCAGAAGAGAGGUGUGCGCUUCUUCGGCAAGAUGAUUGAGCGCAGUGGCUAUGUGAUGGAGCUUACUCUCAAGAAGAAUCGCCUGUAUAUGAGAUUGUGCCACCCUUUCAAGCGCCCUCAAGUCUGCUCACACUGUAAGGCCAUCCGACCCUGA